Rhododendron vialii is the source of this 1005-nucleotide messenger RNA. RefSeq lists its product as uncharacterized. Gene Ontology annotation, biological process: tRNA threonylcarbamoyladenosine modification; telomere maintenance via recombination. The record is from RefSeq and is a predicted model, not a curated record. The coding region runs from base 267 to 782 and encodes 171 amino acids. The transcript has 7 exons. Lineage: Eukaryota; Viridiplantae; Streptophyta; Magnoliopsida; Ericales; Ericaceae. Gene Ontology annotation, cellular component: cytosol; EKC/KEOPS complex; nucleus.
UAUAGAAGUAUAUAACAUUUAGCGCGUAGGUUUUCCAGAUCACAGUCGGCUCUCUCUCACAUAAUCACUCCUCUAGCCGUCGAUCAUCAAUUCAUCAUCACUCCUCUCGCCGUCGAUCAUCAUCUUCAUCGACCUCAGUUCCACUCCCACCUCCGUUUUUCUCUGUUCUCUAUUCGUCCGACAUCGAAGCAGAUUGUACGGGUGAAUCAAAUCAGGUAUGAGCUGCAGGAGAUAUAUGGGAUUGGGGAUUCAAUCGAUGGAGCAAUAUGAAGGUCUUCGAGAUCGAUGGAAGCACUCUCACUUUCGCCCUCUUCGCAGAUGUCACCAAUUCCAAAGAACUUCUGGACUUGAUGCAAGCUGGAACCCUGGAACCAGAAGUAGCAUUUCUCAAUGCAUCACUUAUCCCAGAUAUUUUCCCUGUUCUAGCAGCUGCACAUAAGACUCUUCUGGCCAAGUCCCGGGAGUCCUUGACAACACGCACACUUCAUUCGGAGCUUGUUUACAACUAUUCAGGCUCUAAGCAUAUUACAGAAUCAUUCAAAAGGUGUGGGAUUUCUGAAAGCUCAACUUAUGUUCUUGUGGCUCGUUUUGGUUCUUAUGUCGAUGAGAUGAAAUCCAUCGAGAAGCUUGUCAAGGGUAAAGAGAUUGAUUUGGAGGAAUUGCUAGGAAGAGCAAACCAAGCCCAGAUACAGAAGCACUACAAAAUACCUGGUCCGGAACUGGGAAUAUCUUCUCUUGCAGAUGCUAUUACAUGUAGGAUUGCUGCCCGUGAUGCUUUGUGAUGUAGAAAAAUUUAGCUAUUUAUUUCGGGAUUCAGCCCAUCUGUAUCAUUUGUAUGCCCGUCUUGGCUCCAUGUUUUUUCUGGAAUACAAAUCUAGAAGCAUUGAAGGUUGUAAUGUGACAAUGGAUACAGUAGAGGAGCAGAGUUCUCACUGGCCACUCGAAUCUUGUUGGACUUUAUUCCAAAGUCAAACCAGAGUUCAGUAAAAAUGAAUUCUGAAUGGA